Messenger RNA from Mesocricetus auratus (golden hamster), 4065 nucleotides. RefSeq names its product small integral membrane protein 14 (gene Smim14). The transcript has 6 exons. NCBI's taxonomy places the organism in Eukaryota, Metazoa, Chordata, Mammalia, Rodentia, Cricetidae. Bases 391 to 690 code for a protein of 99 amino acids. Gene Ontology annotation, cellular component: endoplasmic reticulum. The record is from RefSeq and is a predicted model, not a curated record.
GUGGGGUCACGGGCGGCUCGGGGCGCUGCCAUCUGUUGCGCCGCCCUCCGGAGCCGGCAGAUCCGGGUCUCGUGGCUAAGAGUGACGUGGUCUGUCGAAUCCAAACAGAGGGGAGGAGGCCGGCGGCCAGCAGCAGCGGCAGCGACAGCGGCGUCCGGAGCGCUCCCGGCUGCCACCCUCCCCGCCCGCCGCUUGUUUGGGCGGAUGCUUCAGCUUUGUGCAAGUGCAGCGUGGAGCUGCUUUCCGCUUACCUGCGCUCGCUGACAGCGUGGCCUGGGCAGGGCUCCUGGGAUUUCACACCUAACGGAGCUUCUCAUCAGGGCGUGGGUGCUGCAAGCAUCUUCUAGAACUAGAGAUUUAAAUAGUUGAGUAAGAUCAAGCUGGGUAACCAUGGCUGAAGGUGGAUUUGACCCCUGUGAAUGUGUUUGCUCUCAUGAACAUGCGAUGAGAAGACUGAUCAAUCUGCUCCGGCAGUCCCAGUCCUACUGCACAGACACAGAAUGCCUCCGGGAGUUGCCAGGACCCUCCAGUGACAGCGGCGUCAGCAUUACUGUGAUCCUGAUGGCCUGGAUGGUGAUUGCAGUGCUCCUGUUCUUACUGAGGCCUCCUAAUCUGAGAGGCUCCAGCCUCCCCGGGAAGCCCUCCAGUCCUCACAGUGGACAGGAUCCGCCCGCCCCUCCUGUGGACUAAUGUUGAUGUGGGAAGCAGAGAUGUUAAACGCUGUGCAAGACCAAAUGACUGAAGAUGACCAGAGUACUCUUAACUUUUUCCUUUCCACCUGCAAUUUGGGAUGGUAUUGUUUUCAUGAGCUUCUAGAAAUUUCACUUGCAAACUGACUUUUGCUUCCUGUGUUGCCACAGUCCUUAUUUACGAUAUACCUGAGUAAAUGAUUCUGUUGGAAAGUCCACAGGGCUUGUUGGUUGGCCUAAGCUUAAAACAUUCCACACGUUGUCCCUGGAACCGUGAUCAUAAUGUCCAUGGUGGUUUCUGGCCCGAUUGAAGGAAAAUUGAGAUUUCUGCAUUUAAGUAUUUUAAGUGGAUUUAAUAGAUUUAAAUUUUUUUCAUAAGGUAUUUAUUUGGGGUUAUCUGGUAUGAGUGACAGAGCCACACUGUAUUUUCUUUGCCUUGCCAGUUUACUUGUGGGUGGCAGUUCUUGGGACAGUGACACUUUUAGAGUAUUUCCCCUAGAGCCUGCAGGUCUGAGGUACAGUUAGUUGGCUUAUGUGGCUAGAAUAGGAAAAGUUAACUGGUUCUUUACUGGUUUUUUUAAAAUUCCCAUUAAAAUUUUCUGAUGUUAAGAAUACAUACUUUAAAUAAAUACGAUUGAUUAAAUAGUGGUUGGUUUAAAGUCCGUUGCGUGUCAUUGGAAGCCACUGUAUGCUGCUAGCCUUACACGGCUGGUGAAAGGAAAAGCUGAGUCUUUCUGUCUUUGCCAGGUACACUCUCUAUCCUGUGCUAAUGUGGCUAACAUGUCUGUAAUGUUUUUUAGUGAAUGCCUCUCAACAAGCUUCUCUGCUUCUCUUCGAUUCCCACACUUAGCCGUUAAAAUGAAAUCAUCUAAUACCUACCUACUUACUUAUUUUCACACCUUUUUUAUUUGACAAAAAUUUCUUUUGUUGCCUCUGACUUUGAAGAAAAAGAAGCCUUUAAAAUGAGGUCUUGGUUUAUUCCCAGGGAAAAGAGGAGCAUGGCAAAGAAGACUAUUUCUCCCCUCUGGGCUCGAUUCUGUUUGCUGAUGGGAUGGAGAUGUAUUGGAUUGGGAAGAAGCAUGAGAACCUGAAAUUUCAAAAUGUGUUUAAAAGUAAGAGGUUGCAUUGUUCGCCUCAGUUCAAAAAGCAGUGAAUACAAGUGGUAUUUAAACAUGCAUGGAUGGCCUGGAGUGUUUGUCUAGGAAGUAGCUGCCAGAACCUAUUUUGCAAUCAGUGUAGAGAUUUCCUCGCUCAGGUCAGUCUAGGCUGUCAUUGUACAGAUCUGAGAAACUAUAUGUGUGAACUAAAUAAACUUGUCCAUCAUUGCGCCAUUGACAGGCCCGUGACCUGGCUCUGUGACACUGGUUGUUUCCCCCAUGUGGUGGUUACUCUCUGGCCUGUAAGCAUGGUUAAGAGCAUCACUUUGUCCUGUGCUGCGACACUGGCUGCUGGUGUCCUUCCUGGCUCCCUUGGUUUUGCCCUCAACACUUGAAAUAAUGGAACCACCUUUGAAGUACUUGUGCUUAUAACGGGGUGACUUAGCCCAGGUAAGUUAAAUCCUGAACAAACGAGCACCACGGGGCCACUGAAGGGUUUCUCUUUCGCUGUGGCUUCAUAGCUGGCUACCACUUCAUAGCUGGUAGCCGGUUUAACACAAAAGCUGAAUGUGGCGGCAGUGUUGAGGCCAGACUAAAUUAUGUAGUGAAGGUCAGGCCAUGUUGGGCUGCGUGGGGAGACCUUACCAUAAGACACCCCAUAAAGGAAAGACGGGACGGGGUGAGGGACUUAGAGCUGAAUGAACAAAAUUGGAACGGCACCAAAUGGAGUGACAUCCCUGCAGCACUUCUCCCUCACCUCUAACUGAAGGUCUGCACACGGGCGCCAGCAGCCUGUCUGCUUCCUAACCUGCUGACGCGAGACCUGACGGAGAGCUGAUGUGUUCACUCAACCUGCCUCACCGUGGCUUAAAAGAAAUGGACAAAAUGUGGCUACAGAACAUCUGCUGCUAGAGACCUGGCAGUGUGGGUUCUUAUUCUAGAUGUUCAUUUCAGUCACAUGCACUUCCUGUGUCUAAAUACCAUAGCCUCAGAGAUUUUACUUUCCAGCACAGAAAGGGCUUAGUUACAUGUUCACCAGAAGUGUGUGUGAUCACAACUGUAUAGACAUUGGACAUCUCCAAAGCUGCCUGGCAUUGGUGGUGCAUGCCUUUAAUGCCAGCACUUGGGAGGCAGAGGCAGGACAAGCUAAAAAAAAAAUACAGAGAAACCCUCUCUUGAAAAACCAAAAAUGGAAAAAGAAAAGAAAUCUCCAGAACUGGAGAGAUGGCUCAGCCAUUAAAGGCUAGGCUCUCAACCAAAAAUACAAGAAAAAUCCACUCCAGAUAUGUCAAUGCCUGUUAACAGUUGAGUUUCUUUGAGAAAUACUUGGUCUUGGGCUUUUGGGUUUGUUUGUUUGUUUUUCUUUGUUAUUUUGUUUUCUUUGGAAAUUUUUCUGCAUUCCUAAAAUGGUGAUAUCCUGCAUAGAAUAUUAUUAUUAAACUCACUAAUACUUACAUCAUUCUCUUCUUGAAACUUCUACAUGUUUUAAUUGACCAUGUUCUUGCCCCAUUAUUUAGCUUGCAAGCAUUCACUUGAUCUGCAGCUACAAUUCUCUUAAAAUAGCAAAAGUAAAAGAGGAAGUUUACAUUCCUGUCACUUUGGGCCGUUUGUGCUGUCUGGAGUCCAUUUGAGAGUCAUUUCAUACUGUUUUACACAACAUCUAGUAGUUUUGUUUUUCUGUCUUCCACAUGGGGCAGGUUAAAACUAGGACUGGUGUUAGCAAAAGGUUUUAUUGUGUAUCUAAACACUGUCCUGUGGUUAGUAAGUUUUAUGGUGUACAAGGUUUCUCAGAGUGUCCACUGAGGAUUGCCACCCCAUGGUUCCCUUAGUGUCAGUGACAGUGUUUAUAAACUCACAUCUUAGAUGUUUGAAGGAAUUGUGGAAGCCUGUCAUUCUAAAGUCUGUCUCUUGGUGAUUUUGUGCUCAAGCUUGACCAGCUCAAUUUAAAACAGAGAACAACUUGAAGAAGGAAAAGUGAAGAGAGUUAAUAGCAAAUGAUUUGAAUGUUGUUGUUGCAAUAGAAAAUAGGAACCAUCUUAACAUUUCUCAGUGAAGAACCCUGAGUGUUUGUUACAUGUCUAAUGAUUAUUUGUGAAGAGCAAAAGUGGCCAUGUGAUGUACUAAAUGUAAUUUGCUGUUUCUAAAUGUUUAAAUCAUGCCAAACAAAUCAGUCCGUGCCAUCUCACAUUUAUUGUUAAUCUUUUACUGAGUACUUGGAUUGGGGCAAAGGGCUUGUACUAUGCACUUUUUAUUAAUGAAUAAAUAGAAAACGUUAGUAA